AUGACGACCAAUACGAAGAAGAUCAUUGCCGUUGUAGGCGCAACUGGCACCCAAGGCUCGUCUGUUGCCCGUACAUUCUUGAACCUUUCCGACUGGUCCGUCCGAUGCCUGACUCGAGAUCCAAAAUCCAAGAAAGCCACCGAACUGUCCAAGUUAGGUGCUGAAGUCGUCAAAGCAGACCUGGAAGACAGAGAAUCUCUUCACCAAGCAUUCAACGGCGUCCAUACAAUCUUUCUCAAUACGGACUUUUGGCUCCCAUAUCGCAAAGCACUCGCGGCAGGUAUUGAUCCUCUUACCAGUACCAAAAAGGGCUACGAUGUGGAGGUUUCUCACGGAAAGAACGCCGCCGAUGUGGCUGCAACUAUCCCGACCUUGGAGCGAUUCGUUUACUCUGCGCUUGGUCCUAUGAAAGCCGCUUCCGGUGGAAAGUAUUCGCAGUCAUACCACUGGGAGACUAAAGCAUACAUUGCCGAGUACAUUCAAGCCCAGCCCAACUUGGCCAAGAAGAUUUCUUUCAUUUACAUCGGUGCCUACAUCACCAACCCUUUCCUCUGUCCCAAAUUCCAACCAGAAAGCGGGGGAUUCGUUUCCAUCAUUCCAGCAAAGAAAGAGACCAUGAUGCCGAUCAUCAAUACCGCUGAGUCGACGGGACCCUUUGUUCGAGCUUUGGUAGAGGAUGAAGAGGCCGGAACAAAGCUUCUCGCGUAUGACGACUACCUGAGCCUCCAACAAAUCACAGAUGUUUGGUCCAAUGCGCUGGGAAAGGACGUUGAUUUGAUCUCGAUGAGCAUGGAAGAGAUGAAUCAGAAGAUGGGAAUUCCCUUGGAAAUUCUCCAAGGCCCUGCUUUUAUUAGCGAAUAUGGCUAUUGCGCGGGACUGAAGAAUGUUAUCGAGCCCAGUCAGCUCAAGAAGCGUAUGCAAAACCCAUCGUUUAAGGACUGGCUCAAAGAGCAAGAUAUUACGGACUUGCUUGAUUUAAAGGAGGAAAACCACUGGGAUGGCCGUGUCCAGUAA
Messenger RNA from Penicillium brasilianum, 1014 nucleotides. The record is from the annotation of a GenBank genome assembly. NCBI's taxonomy places the organism in Eukaryota, Fungi, Ascomycota, Eurotiomycetes, Eurotiales, Aspergillaceae.